CUGCAUCAAGCCAAUAGAGAAGUGUGGCGCUGCCACUGGCUGGUGUUCAUUGUGCUGGUGGUGCGCGGAAUAGAAAACACUUGGAUGAGUAAAAAUAGUUUCUAACGGGCGCUUGAACUGGAGUGAUGUUUCAGAAGACUUCGGGAUGGUAGGGACAGACGGGAUGCUGCAGAAGUAGAACAUCUCCAGCUGCUGGCUUUUAACUUUUGUCCUAGGACACAAGUCGAGAGUGCCGCUCUUCCGUCUCCCUGUUAAAUGUGCAAUGAAGAAGAUGACGAUCCAAGCUUCCCGUAGGAAAGUUCUGCAGGUGUGUUUGCUCCUGGCGCUGGUGGGAGGACUACAGGGCAGGGUAACGGCACCAGAGCAUCUGGAAGCGCCUGUGGAGAAGCCCUUCACUCUGACCUGCAGUGUUUCAAGGGUCGGGGGUGAAUCCCUGAGGCAGGUGCGCUGGCUGGACGUCCAGAACCAGACCCUGCUGAGCUACCAGCCCGGCCAAAGGGACAGCGUGAGUGGACAGCAGCACGUGGAGCUCGCCGCGUCCCCAAAGGACACCUCGGCCAUCACCAUCCGCAGAGUGGGCUUCCGCGAUGAGGGUUGCUACACAUGCAUCUUUGACAUGCAUCCUUCUGGUUCGAAGCAGGGCAAGACCUGCCUCACUGUCACCUCACAAGUCACCGUGGACAGCAACAAGACGGCGGUGAUGGGCAAGAAGGCGUCGCUCGCGUGCUCCUUUGGUUUGCCCGAGAAGGUGCGAGAGGUCAUAUGGAGGUACACUCCUGCGCAAGGGGACUCCACAGGAGUGGCCUCCUUUGCGAAGCGCAGCGACCCCAUGAUCGAGCCGCCGUACCAGGGGAGGGUCUGGCUCAGCGCCUCCCUGUCCGACAGCCAGCUCACCAUCCAACCCGUCACCAUCCAGGACGAGGGCUGCUACACCUGCCUGUACAACACGCACUCGGACAAACCAAAGAGUUCCACAGUUUGCCUCUCCACCUAUGUGCUGCCCAAACCCCAGGUGAGCUACAAGACUACCUCUCCCGGUGUGAUCGAGGCCAACUGCACCUCAGUGUCACGACCCCCGGUGGAGAUCGUGUGGAACGUGGAGAGAGAUAACCGCACCAUGGGCCCGCCCGUGACCACACAGCUCCCGCAGGGCGACGGGACCACCCUGGUCGUCAGUACGCUGACUGUCCGGUCAGGACUGCUCAAAGACGUGUCCGUCAAAUGCUUGGUGCACCACAAAGGCCUCGAGUCACCGAUUGCUGUAUCCAUGAACACUAAGAUUGGGACGGCUCUCACCAUCCUGAUCUCCGUCACCACGGUAGCAGCUCUGUUGGUCAUGUCCCUCUGCUUCUGCCUGUGGAAGUGUUUCUUGCGCAAAGAAGUGGAUUAAAUUUUCCCGAGCAGGCCAGGGCCUGAAAAGAAGAGCCAGUGCUUCUCAGACCCAACUAUGCAGAACUGAUUCCCUGCAUCAUCAUCAACAUCCUCAUUAUCAACAUCAUCAUCUUGGUACAAAUUGAAGAUGUUCUGACACGCCUCUUUAGGUGUGUCCAUCACAAUCCUAUUUAUGAGCACCGACCGUUGGACGUUCAACUCUGCUCUUCUGCCUCUGCAUCUGACUCUCAUAUAAUCUUUAGGCUGUGCUCACUUGAAGUCUGCGAGGGAAUGUUGACUCAGGCACUGUAAUUGAUUGAGUCGAUGGCCACAGAUUCCACGACAAACAGCAAAGUCGCAGUACAGCAAUUUCGCCGGUACAGCAUAUUUCAUGUCCUUAAAAUGUUUCCCUCUGUGUGUGUCUCUGUCUUUUUCCUGGUUCUUAAAGAAUAAGUCUGGUGACAUUUCAUAUUUUUUCUUACUAAAAGUAAAUCCUAUUUUUAAAAAAAACCCACCAAAAACACAUCAAUGAGCCAUAUGGUGCAGCAGAGACAUGCACAUUGGCACUGUAUUUUACACCAUCCUGCUCACUAGCUCAUUCAAAUGUCUGUUAAUCCACGGAUGAAAAUAGUCCCCAUGAUGCACCAUUUAUCCUACUGCUGUUUGAGUAACAUAUGUUAAAAACUAGUGUCCAGCUGUAUGAAAUGAUUUAGCUUUUUGUAAUGUUGAAACCACAUGUUCAUGCCCUAUUCUUAAAGUUGUUCUUCGUUAGUCUUAGUUAGUUCAUAAACCAGACCAGUAUUAUAGAGAUGGACUAAUGCUUUACUGUAAUAUGUUUUGGAUUUUAAUGGGCUUUACGAAAGAAGGAAAAAUAUAGAAUAUGUAAAUAUAGAAUAACACAGCUGAUCUGCUUCCCUUUAAGAUUUCUCUUCUUCUUUUACCUCAGUCGAUGACCUCCAUCACGUGUGUUGUUUUGUGGAAGCUGGGUGGGGUGUGUGAGUGUUUGUGUGUGUGUGUGGUGAGAGUGUGUGUGUGUGUGUGUGUGUGUGUGUGUGUGUGUGUGGUGAGAGAGUGUGUGUUUUUGUGUGUGUGUGUGUGUGUGUGUCUGUGUUUAGUAAGAGUUUGUGUGUUUGUGUGUGUGUGUGUGUGUGUGUGUGUGUGUGUGUAGAGGUUAAAUUCCAUGAAGAAAUAGCUUGAAUCAAUUCCCUGAGGAAGAAACGCUGAAACCUUUUUGGUGCCUCUGAGAGGAAUGUUUCUCUUGUUGCCUUGUCUCCAUCAUAGAGUCCAACGAGUUCCUGUGUGUGAACUCACGUUGGGCUGUUGAGGUGAAAAAAAUGACUCAAGGCUGCAGGUUUAACAUCCCACAGAGCAACUCUGCUCCUCAUCUACAUCUAUGUUGCUCUGGAUCAAUGAGGCCCCGCACACGCCUGAGAUAUAACAUAAUGAUGCUUCUGGGAUAUAUAAAGUUUGUGUAAAAAAAUGUGUGUGCAUUUAAAAUGUGAGUUUCAUCCUGAAAUAGUCUUGCGUAUGAAAGCAUAUGAUUUGAAUCUGCCAGUUAUUUACUUUAUGGACAGAAGAAUGACUUGCAGGUCGUUGGACUUCAAGCUCAGCACUUCAAUCGCAUUCCUUCCUCAUUAGUAAUAUGAUUAUUCAGUCGUAAUAUGAUCGUCAGUGGCGUUCCUCUGUCUGUUUUCAGUAUAUGUGUACAACACUGAUUAUGAGCUCAGAUAUUACACAAGGAUAACUCUGAAAUGUAGUUUCAGAUUAGUUUUUAAUUAAAAAGCAUCCAGUCCUGUAUAGAGCAACUGUUGACACAGUGUGUUUAUGACCAACUAUUUAAACUUGACAUAAUAAAUGCAACAAAAAGAAUAAUAAAACA
Molecule: messenger RNA, 3250 nt
Organism: Scophthalmus maximus (turbot)
Lineage: Eukaryota; Metazoa; Chordata; Actinopteri; Pleuronectiformes; Scophthalmidae
Exons: 7
Coding region: 263-1390 (375 amino acids)
Molecular function (GO): cell-cell adhesion mediator activity
Source: RefSeq, a predicted model, not a curated record